Messenger RNA from Tetrapisispora phaffii CBS 4417, 2247 nucleotides. RefSeq lists its product as uncharacterized. The record is from RefSeq and is a predicted model, not a curated record. The transcript has a single exon. NCBI's taxonomy places the organism in Eukaryota, Fungi, Ascomycota, Saccharomycetes, Saccharomycetales, Saccharomycetaceae. Bases 1 to 2247 code for a protein of 748 amino acids.
AUGGCACGGAACAACAAUUUUGUGAAUAGUGUCUCUUUCGAUAAUUUAUCUCCUAGUUAUGUCGACGAUCAAGUUACUAUCCUUAAGAAGAAUCAUAUUUUAAAUGAGUAUAACAAUGAAUUUUUAUAUAUUCCUCCACAAUUUAACUUAUUAUAUCAUAACAACAGCAUAACAGCAAAUGAUGGAUCCGAUGAAAGAAAAGAUGUGUUUAAGAGAAGGCCUCUCUUAGAUGAUUUUUCCUCCAGACAAAAUUCCAGUACCGAUCAAAGUUUCCAUCAAAUGUUUACACCUAUAUGCACACGUGCUGGUUCACCAUCAUUCACUUCAGCCACAAGGGGUGUAGAACUGCACAAUAUCGAAAGAACUACAUCACAUUAUUCACUAACUAAUGAAACUAGGCUAUCUCCACGACUCCCACCUCCUCCAAAUAUUUCAUCAAUAAAAUAUAGGCACAGGAAUAUUGAUGAACCAGAAGUACAGACAGAACCGGCUGAUAUAGCUCAUCUAGACACUGAAAUGGAGAACCAUAUGAAAAAACUCACAGUUGAAAAUACUCAAGUCAACUCAGGAUCAAAGGGUUUUACUCAAUCAGCAUUUUCAAAUUUAAAUGAGUUGGAAGAUAGAUUGGAUACUUCUGGUAAAGUUUUAAAACUAUUACCAAACAAGAAUGAUAAGGCAAAAAAAGAAUCAAGCAGAAAAAAAUCUUUUGCAGAUAUGACAGAUGAAGAGAUUGCUGCUUUGGAAACUUCAUAUAGAUCAUUAGCGAGAUCUAACCCUAGGUCCACUAUAGCUGAUUUCGAUUUCAAACAACAGGAUUCACUGUUUAUCGGAGUUCUACCCUCAAAAGGUUCUUCAAACAAUUCUAAAAUAGAUCCAUUAGCAGUCGUAUACCCUUCAAAACCAGUAGUCAGUUACAAAGCUGUAACUAUAUCUAAAAAGAAUAAGCUAUAUGAUGAAUUCAUUUCUAAGUUCAUACACAAAAUAGGUGAGGAAAAGUUUAAAAAUAUACGGAAAAAUAAAACAGCGUUAAGGACUGUGUUGUGCUACAUCUCUGGUAGAAAAUAUACCUGGUCAGCUGUUGACUGGUUUAUUCAAAAUCAAAUUAGAGAGGGUGAUCAUCUUGUGAUUUUAGCAUGCAUUCCGGAAUAUGAAGAAGAAGUAGUACCAUAUCCUAGUAAAAUUAAUGAAACAACACUCGGUACUAAUUUUAGCAACGAAACGACAUCAUUUAAUUCAAAAUCAACGAAACUUAAAAGGUCGGAUUACGUGCAUUGCAGCGCUAGAUUGAAGGCUAUCCAUGACCAAGCUAUUACUAAAGCGGAAGACAUUUGUGAUUACUAUUCAUCUAAAUUAAACAACAAACCAAUUAAAAUAACUGUUGAAAUUGUAAAAGAGAAAUCUAGAAAAGCAGCAAUAACUCAAAGUAUCAAAGUAUAUAAUCCAGAUUGGCAACUUGUAAGUACAGUUUCCAUUAAGUUACAGAUUAAAUUUAGAAAUGGCAAUAUUAAACUACCAUAUUUUAUGAUGAAAGAUCUAUUCACACCCACUUGCAUUGUCCCGUAUGAGUUUAUGGACCCAUCACUCACAAGUAAAAUACACAAAUUUGACGAUGCCACUGAAAGUCCAGAAAAAAAUAUACAAAAGCAAGAAGUGAGUAAACAGCUAGAGUUUAUAGACGAUAUAUUUAUGAACAGUGUUAAAAAUCCGUUUUUACCAAAGAAUACCAGUAACUAUGACCAUGACACAAUUUCUGUUAAUACCAAAUAUCAUGAUGCUUCAAGCACUGAAGACGUAGAUACUAUUAAUGAGUUCCGUCCUAUUGGGCCAGAACAACAGCAGAAGAUAGACCUUUUUGAAAAGAUUGGAUACGUAAGGCCAACACCAACACAUCAAGAACCUACAGACCCAUUUAAUAUAAAAUUGACACCAUCUCGAAGUUCUGGCCGUAGCUCGAGGAUUCAAUUUACGGAUGAAGUCUAUAAAAUUAGAUCGAUGGUGGAUGAUGUUUCUGAUAUCAGCGAGUCGACGAGGAAUGCUGGUUUAUCUAUCAGGAAAACCAAAUCUGAGAAAACAUCUACAAAUUAUUCAAAGCAUGACCAAAAGUCAACACAUUCACAAUCUUCAAAGAAACUUACGCCCAUUUCUAGCUCAUCUCCACCACUUUCAAAUAAAUCCAAGAAGUUAAAGAAGAAGAAAAGUGUCUCUUCUAAAAAAGGUCUAAAAUCAUUAUUCAAAAAGUUAUUCUAA